Messenger RNA from Dalotia coriaria, 2782 nucleotides. Its product is annotated as lachesin-like. The record is from RefSeq and is a predicted model, not a curated record. The transcript is spliced from 11 exons. Gene Ontology annotation, cellular component: neuron projection. The coding region runs from base 310 to 1626 and encodes 438 amino acids. NCBI's taxonomy places the organism in Eukaryota, Metazoa, Arthropoda, Insecta, Coleoptera, Staphylinidae.
UUGUUUGGUUACCACAUCCUGAUUUGAUGCUCACGCCGGAUAACUACGCACAAUGUCGAUAGCCGCGAUUUACGACGCAUCGCGAUCGUCCCAACGAGAUAAAAUAAAUCCUGCAGCGCAACUCGAAUGCUGCCGCCUCCGUCGACCACUAUUUAUGCGUUGCACAUAAUAAUGAGAAAGCAACGAUUUGGAUUUUCUUCAAGUCAUCCACAUAAAGUUUUGAUUUGUAACGAAUCAAAACAUAAAAUUUAACAAAUUUAAAAAUUACGCUAUUUAACAAUUACUAUUCAUCGUUAUUACUUGUCAACCAUGCUGUUUCUAUUGCUAAUUGCGGAAUUGAUCCUUCCAUCAACGUUACAAGGACCAGUCGACGCAUCGUCCAGCCAGUCUGGCAGCGAAGCAAAUCCAAAUUUCGCCGGUCCAAUUGAGAACGUGACCGUCGCCGUCGGCCGAGAGGCGGUACUCAGUUGCAUCGUAUCCGAGCUGGGGCAAUAUAAGGUUGGUUGGAUGAAGGCUGACGAUCAAACGAUCCUGAGCUUGCACACUCGAGUGAUCACACACAAUCCAAGGAUAUCCGUCACGCACGACGACCAGCUGAAGACAUGGCAGCUGCGCAUCCGCCAACUGAAGGAGUCCGACGGCGGUUGCUACAUGUGUCAAAUCAACACAGGCGCUAUGAAGAAAACCAUCGGCUGCAUCGACGUUCAAGUGCCGCCGGAUAUCGACGACGAGACGACCAGCGCCGACAUGACGAUACCGGAAGGAGACAACGUCACGCUGAUCUGUCGCGCCACCGGUCACCCACCGCCGAGGAUCCUGUGGCGCCGAGAGGACUCGGGACGCAUCGCGGCAAGCGGAGGCGGCGAUGUCGCAGCGGCGGACACGUUCAGCGGCUCGACGCUCCAACUCGUCCGCGCCGAUCGUCGUCAGAUGGGCGCAUACUUGUGCAUCGCCAGCAACGAUGUCCCGCCGGCGGUUAGCAAACGCAUCACGCUCAACAUCAACUUCCCGCCGAGCAUACAAGUGAUGAAGCCUCUGGUUGGAGCUGCCAUCGGCACCAACGCAAAGCUGAAGUGCGACGUCGAGGCGUUUCCCACUGCGAUCAAUUACUGGAUCAAGGAUAACGAUGCCAACGUUCUAAACAGCCAAAAACACAUGGUACAAGAAAAACGCAUCUCCGGAACCAACAAAGUGACAAUGAUGUUGAUUAUUCAGAAUGUAGAAGAGUCCGAUUACGGCACUUACAAAUGCUAUGCUUCUAACCAGAUGGGGAAAGCAGAUGGCGCCGUCAGAUUGUUUGAGGUGAAAAUACCGACGACGACCACGACAACCACAACCACGACGACUACGACGACGCCGCGGCCUUCCACCACAACCAGCACAGAGUUAUCCACAAAAAUAAACUUAUUUGGCAGCAGCAACGCUCGUGAUGCGAUAAAAGUGCAUCAUCACAAUCGACAACAGGCGAUCGAGGAGGACCCCGUCGAGAAUUGGUUGUUUCCCAGCGUGGCACCGGCGCCACUCGAAUUGGAGACGAUCUCGGCGUCGGGCGGCGCGGAGGCGGCAGCAGCCGCCGUCGUCCACCGUCUGCUGCUUGCCGCAUCGAUGAUUAUUAUCGCUCGGUGACAACUAACACAACAUAACUUUUAAACGCUUACGACGGGGAUGAUAGAGUAUGAUAAAGAAGAUACGGAUGGGUGAAAAUGUGAAAUUGUGAACACGGGAACGAACAAGUGCGUUGAGUUGAAUCAAAAAAAGACGUGAAGUAAAAGAGAAAUGUGCCAGGUGCAAAAAAUGGAUACGAGUGAAAGAGGUGUUGAUAAAUCUUAAUUUUAUAUUCUGUUGACUGGUUUGGAAGGCCUGCAGUUUUACUAACCCCACACUCACACACAAACAAACACACAUUACUCGUAAGUAAUAAAUAUUGUAUGUAUCGUAGACAUAUCCAAAAACUAAAUCCCGGACGAGAGUUAUCGAACAGUUUUGGAACUCAAGUCAAUAAUAAAUCAUUUAUAGGUUACAUCCACAGAGAUUAAUAUAACAUUCCUUUUCCUAAGUUAAUUUGGAAUAUUCGGAUACUUUGUUAAUUUUAUUUGACAAAAAUAAUAUGUAAAUUCUUAAUUGGAAUUAAAUAUUAUAAAACGAAACCAUAGUCAUAGACAAAUAGUACCUGAGUUUAUUAAUUAUUUUUCUAAAUUUGUCACAAAAAGUUCAAAUUUUCAAAAAUAAAUUUCUUAUUUUUUUUAUUUUAAGAUAGAUACACACUAUUAAUAUUCCAUUAAGACACUUUUUAAUUAAAUAUUACCUAUGAAAUGAAACGAAUAUGUACAUAAACGAAAUGUUUGAUAAGCGCCGAUGUUUUCCUACUAAGACGAUUGUUUAAGAUUUACAAAAAAUAUGUCGAUGCAUGAUACGCUAAUUGAUAAAACUAAGUAUCCUGUGUCAUAAUUGUACAUACUAGCAACUAAUAGAAUCGUACUCUUAAUGAAGCAUAAUUUAACCUGAAAUGUUAAAAGCCUAAACAAAUGUUAAAACACAAACACGCUGGAAACCGUUAGAUGUACGUCAACUGUUACAUCCUUAAUAAACGUUCCAAAAAAUGAUUGUAAAAGAAACUAUACAACGUCCAAAACUAUGUAAAAUUAAUACAUAAUUCAUAAUUUGUUAUUAUUUCAAGUUAUUUCGAUAUGCCGGACGUUGUUGGCAUGAUAUAACAUGUCAACCGGUGAUUAUCACAGCGAAAUGUUUCUUUUGAAGGACAAAUAAAUCAAUGUUAAACUUG